AUGAAGAUUUGGACCGCUCUUUUGGCUGUCGCAGGGUUAGCCUCGGCAACCUCGAUCCAUCACAACAGACACACCAGGCUUCGACGGGAUGUUUGCUCUGGAAACACUGCCAGUGAUAGACAGAGCUGGUGCAAUUACGACGUGAGCACCAACUACUAUGAUGUCGUUCCGACUACGGGUGUGACCAAAGAGUAUUACCUUAACAUCGAAGAUGUUACAGUUGCUCCCGAUGGCUAUUCUCGUGCAGCAAUGGCAAUCAACGGGUCAAUUCCAGGCCCUACCAUUGAGGCCAACUGGGGUGAUAAUGUUGUCGUUCAUGUCACCAACAGUCUGACCUCAGUGAAUGGGUCUAGCAUUCAUUUCCACGGCAUCCGCCAGAACUAUACCAAUCAGAACGAUGGUGUAGUCUCCAUCACCCAGUGCCCUACUGCUCCAGGACAGACAACGACGUAUAAGUGGAGAGCUACACAAUAUGGUACAUCAUGGUACCAUUCUCACAUCGGGUUGCAAGCCUAUGAAGGUGUCUUCGGUGGAAUCGUGAUCAACGGACCUGCCACUGAGAACUAUGAUGUUGACAAAGGAGUUUUGUUCCUCAAUGAUUGGAGUCACCAGACUGUUGAUGAGCUCUACGACACUGCCCAGGCUAGUGGCCCGCCUACAUUGGACAAUGGCCUCAUCAACGGCACCAAUGUGUAUGGAGAUGAUGAUUCAACCAGCCAAACAGGCUAUCGUUUCAACACAUCAUUCACUGCAGGCACUUCUUAUCGCUUGCGUCUCAUCAACGCUGCGGUUGACACUCACUUCAAGUUCUCAAUUGACAAUCAUACUCUGACGGUCAUGGCUAUGGACUUGGUACCUAUCGAGCCAUUUAACACCACUGUCUUGAGCAUCGGCAUGGGCCAGCGGUACGAUAUUGUGGUCAACGCGGAUCAAUCCACAGGAAACGACAGUUUCUGGAUGCGUGCAAUCCCCCAAGCCGCCUGCUCCGACAACGACAGCACAGACAACAUCAAAGGAAUUGUUUAUUACGGCAGCACAGCCUCCACACCCAGCACGACCGCAUACACGUACACCGAUGAUUGUGACGAUGAGGAUGUCUCCGAUCUCGUCCCGUACCUUGCCCAAAGCGCAUCGUCACCAUACUACAACUCCAGCGAGCCAGUCACACUAGGCACAAAUUCUGAGAGUCUCUUCCGCUGGAAGAUGAACGGGACAUCGAUGCAGGUAUACUGGGAUAACCCGACACUGCUGCAAGUCUGGAACAACGACACAUCAUUCACCAACGAGAGCGGCGUGGUUGUACUCCCGCGCGCAAAUCAGUGGUCUUACGUUGUCAUCGAAACUACACUGGCUGUCCCACAUCCUAUCCACUUGCACGGCCAUGACUUCUUUAUUCUCGCACAGGGAACGGGGACGUACAGCUCCUCUGAUAUCACGAGUUUGACGAACCCUCCCCGUCGGGAUGUGGCUAUGCUCCCUGCAUCUGGGUACCUUGUUGUUGCGUUCAAGACUGAUAAUCCCGGCGCUUGGCUAAUGCAUUGCCAUAUUGGAUGGCAUACUGAGGAGGGAUUUGCUAUUCAGUUCUUGGAGAGGUAUUCAGAGGCGCGGAAGUUGAUUGAUUAUGAUACUUUGAAUUCCACUUGUGAGGCAUGGAAUGCAUAUGUCACGGAGACUUCGCUUGAGCAGGAAGAUGAUGGAAUAUAG
This is a messenger RNA of Penicillium crustosum, 1704 nucleotides long. RefSeq lists its product as uncharacterized. The coding region runs from base 1 to 1704 and encodes 567 amino acids. NCBI's taxonomy places the organism in Eukaryota, Fungi, Ascomycota, Eurotiomycetes, Eurotiales, Aspergillaceae. The record is from RefSeq and is a predicted model, not a curated record. Gene Ontology annotation, molecular function: copper ion binding; oxidoreductase activity. The transcript has 2 exons.